Molecule: messenger RNA, 1321 nt
Organism: Protobothrops mucrosquamatus (brown spotted pit viper)
Lineage: Eukaryota; Metazoa; Chordata; Lepidosauria; Squamata; Viperidae
Product: WD repeat-containing protein 43
Exons: 4
Biological process (GO): maturation of SSU-rRNA from tricistronic rRNA transcript (SSU-rRNA, 5.8S rRNA, LSU-rRNA)
Cellular component (GO): nucleolus
Source: RefSeq, a predicted model, not a curated record
CUGCCAGAUCUGGCCUCCCAGCUUGGAACAUUAUAUGAGUUAAUGGAAAGCAGAGUAAAAACUUUGCAAAAGCUGUCUCGCUUGCAUGGCAAACUAUAUCUUAUUAUCACCCAAGUGGCUGCAUUAGAACAGGUUCAGGAUGUGCCUGAUAUUGAUCAGACUGCAAAACUGGUAUAUGAAGAAGAAUCAUCGGACGAUGGUUCAGACGACGAGAUGGUUGCAGAGAGAGAUUCAGAUGAAAAUUGGGAUGAAGAUGAAGAGAAGGAAGAUGAGGAGAACAAUGAGAGAGAUGAACAGUCGGACAAUGAGCAAGAGAUGGCAAUAGAAAAAGAAAUCAAUGGAGAGUCAGAUUUGGAUCCAGAAAAUGAAAGUGAAGAAGAAUAGCAUACUGUUUAAAGAAAGAAAGCUUGUUGGAGCCGGCUACCAAAAUGUGUCACUUCUGGAUUGCCAUGCUGGAAGCCACUUGGAUCACAACAAGGAGUGCACACUUGAUACCUAAUAUAUCUGAUGGCAUAUUGGAAAACUCUGUUUCCAAACCUGGAGUGCAUAAUGAUGCCAUCCUUCUUGUUCUUCAGUUCUAUAUUUCUAGGGAUCACAGUGAAACAAAUUUCUUCCACAUAGCAAGCAAAUUAUUUCUUUUAUUUGGAUAUUCAUUUUACAGUUCAAGUCUAAUAGCUUAUCAAUCCCCAUUGGGUGAUGAUCCUGUUGCAGCUUUGCUUUAAAUUCUGAUGGAUUGAAGACCACUCUAUCUUAAACUGCUUUAGUUAAAUUUUUUGGAAGAAAAUAAAUAUUUUUGUAAGACUCAAAAACAUUACUUUGAAUUUCUUGGUAGUUCUUCCUCUUUCCUCCUCAAUAUCCAUUCUCUCAUAAGAGAAUUAUUUCAUACCUUAGCAAUGAUACAUUGCAAACCAGGUUUUAAGACUAAACUGACUUUUUUAUAUGUGUGUGUAAAUCAGUCAUUUUUCAUGUACUUAAAAAAAGACCCGUGCUUAAUCCUAACUUUUUGGUUUUUUUGCGCUUGUAUAUAAGUUUACUGCUGACCCAGAGAGUUCUUUGGCGGAAGAAAAAUAAUGAAAAUGGGGAGGGCAGAGACUUGUGAAUAACGUUACACAAAAACGUAUACAUUUAUUAUGGAUUUUUAAUCUUGGGAAGAAUGGGGUUGCUGUUAGCUCAAUUAAACUGAAGUGAUAUAAACAAUUGGGUAACGUUUUUGAGCCAUUCACCAGUAUAAUGUACAGUUUAAUUUGUCUAUAAUUGGAGCUGUUGCAACCUAAUGUUGCUCUCCUUUGUAAAGUGAAUAAAUAUACAUUGUCUUUAUCAA